This is a messenger RNA of Mugil cephalus (flathead mullet), 1848 nucleotides long. RefSeq names its product fibronectin type III domain containing 10 (gene fndc10). The transcript is spliced from 2 exons. The record is from RefSeq and is a predicted model, not a curated record. Lineage: Eukaryota; Metazoa; Chordata; Actinopteri; Mugiliformes; Mugilidae. Bases 262 to 1260 code for a protein of 332 amino acids.
UCCCAGUAAACUCGGCGACGCGCGCUCCUCCACGUGCACUCUCACACAGCGGGCAUCGAAGCUUUUACGUCAAGCCAGACAGGAAGAAGAAAGCAGAUCCGAUGGCACGAUAACCCAGGUCAGGUCCCGCAAUAAAUACAUGGACGCGCUAUCUUGUUUCGCAUCGAUCUAGAGCGGAUCUUAUGGCAUACAUCAGCCCGUCUUGCGCCAUCGCCCAUCUGAUCCACUGUGAACGAGAAUAAUUCGACGAGAGGGAAGGAGAUGAAAACCCGACAACGACCAUCACUGCUCGCCUUAUUGGCACUCCUGCUGUGCACAUUACACCAGGCAGCUGGGUCUCAUCGCGGCAGCUCAGCCUCAUCAUCAGCAUCCUCAUCAGAGGUGAGAGGCAGGGAGGAUGUGGGGACUGCCCCGAACUGGCUCAGACAGACUAACAUCAGCUCCAGUCAUGAUAGCAGGCCAUCACCAAAGCUUGGAGAAAUAACAGGCCAUGUGAAAAGCUUCAACACCAGCCGAGGCAAUAAUACUACUGUGAUAUUUGAAAGGUCUAUCAGGGCACUGAGCUGGAGCCCAGAGGAAGAGGUGUCACCAGUUUGUGCCUACCGAGUAAUGGAGGGAGGCAUUGGGGGGCAACUGUGUUUUCGACAUACACUGUUUGGGUACAGGUGUCAUAAGGGAGACUGCAGGACAUCUGUCUCUUUGGGGAAUCUGGUGGCAAAUAUUCUUAUUAACGGCAGUGUACUGUUACAGUGGACACAUGAGACGGAAUCCACAAUGACUGGCCAAGAUGUGAAGACUAAAGAGACAGCAGCUGGUCCGAUGAAGAGUGGGACAAAUUUAACAAAUGAGGAAGCUCGAUCAAGUAUUGUUGUAAGAGGCCGGCGACACAGACUUGGAGGCUUUGAGUUAAACUGCUGGUGGAACGGAAGCUACACUCAGUUUGAGUGCGCUGGUGUCCAUCUUGGAUCAGGCUGUAGGGACUUUCUCCUCACCGAGCUGCAUGAAAAUAUCCCAUACCGCAUCUGUCUACGCUCCCUGUCUCACCCAGAUCCAACGAAAAAGGGAGCGCAGCAGGACUGUGUGGAGUUCACACUGCCACCAUCUGGGAUGCAGGACAUCGUAAUUGCCAUGACAACGGUGGGAGGGGCUAUUUGCGUGAUGCUGGUCAUCAUCUGUUUGCUGGUGGCAUACAUCACAGAGAACAUCAUGAGCCCAACAACACAGCACACAUACUCUUACCGUACUCACUCACGUCACUGAUGCACUGUAAAUGACAUGGCCUACAUUUAACAGCCCUCAUGGUCAUAACUAAUCUCACAUUCACAGUCACCAACACUAACUUUUCAAUGUGAUAUACUUUUUCCUGUUAUGACCAGACUGAAGCACAAUCUACUGUGGAUCUGAAAAUAACAUGCCUUGUCAACCUCUGCGAGGGUGCACUAAACCAAAAUUACUGAUACACUGCAUUUAGUAAAUACAGUAGUUUACUGUGCUAUGUUUUUGUUAAGUGUUGUCUGUGAUUGAAUCUGUCAAUCUGCAAGCAGGCAGCAUUUAUACAGCAAUACAAGUGAUUAAAUGGCAGAAAUAACAACUAAAUGUGCAGCCUAUGAAAGUGUCCUUGUUGGGACACAUGAACAAAAAAACUUUACUGAAUUACACUUUUCCACUUAAAUCAUCAAGCCACUUUGCUUAUUAGGUCUGCAUACAGUGUGUGUUUGUAGCCUACCAUUUUGUGAAGGGCAAUACAAUCUAAUGUACAAUCUCUAAAUACUGUGCCACACAUAUUGAGUUAGAAUGUCUUUCUGUCCCGCUGUCAGUGAAUAAAGUACAAUGAGGCCAUUUUUAUUA